Molecule: messenger RNA, 2039 nt
Organism: Haemorhous mexicanus (house finch)
Lineage: Eukaryota; Metazoa; Chordata; Aves; Passeriformes; Fringillidae
Gene: DNAJB5
Product: DnaJ heat shock protein family (Hsp40) member B5
Exons: 5
Coding region: 218-1261 (347 amino acids)
Biological process (GO): negative regulation of transcription by RNA polymerase II
Cellular component (GO): cytosol
Molecular function (GO): protein-folding chaperone binding
Source: RefSeq, a predicted model, not a curated record
CCGGGACAGCGGGAGCGCCUCCGAGAUGAGUCUGUCCAUCCCAGCCAAGGGGCUCAGCGGGAUAAAACCAGAGCUGGGAUACAUUCUGGCACCGGGGCUCUGACCUCUGUUGGGAAGCGUGGACUUGAGCCGGCUCUGGUGCUGCUGGCCCGUGGGACACAGGGAGCAUCGUCUCCGUGAUAAGAAUAAGUACUCGGCUCCCAGCAGUGUCGCCAUCAUGGGGAAGGACUAUUACAAGAUUUUGGGCAUCCAGAGCGGUGCCAACGAAGAUGAAAUCAAGAAGGCCUAUCGCAAAAUGGCCCUGAAAUAUCACCCUGAUAAGAAUAAAGACCCCAACGCUGAGGAGAAGUUCAAGGAGAUUGCGGAGGCUUAUGACGUCCUGAGUGACCCCAAGAAACGAGCUGUGUAUGACCAGUAUGGGGAGGAAGGUCUCAAAACUGGAGGUGGCUCUUCAGGUGGCUCAGGGAACACCUUCCACUACACCUUCCAUGGAGACCCCCAUGCCACCUUUGCAUCCUUCUUUGGAGGCUCCAACCCUUUUGACAUCUUCUUCGCAAGCAGCCGCUCCCGGAUGUUCAAUGGCUUUGACCAGGAAGACAUGGAUAUGGAUGAUGACGACGACCCUUUCAGUGCCUUUGGCCGGUUUGGCUUCAAUGGCAUUAAUGGGGUUCACCGGCGGCACCAGGAGUCCCUGCACACGCGGAGAAAGGUCCAAGACCCACCUGUCAUCCACGAGCUCAAGGUGUCCCUGGAAGAGAUCUACCACGGAUCCACCAAGAGGAUGAAGAUCACACGCAGAAGGCUCAACGCUGAUGGCCGGACCAUGCGGACUGAGGACAAGAUCCUAAACAUUGUCAUCAAACGGGGUUGGAAGGAGGGAACCAAAAUCACAUUCCCCAAAGAAGGGGAUGCCACUCCAGACAACAUCCCUGCAGACAUCGUCUUCAUCCUCAAGGACAAGCCUCACUCGCACUUCAAGAGGGAUGGGACAAACGUGAUCUACACGGCAAACAUCAGUCUUAAAGAGGCCUUGUGCGGCUGCACUGUGAACAUUCCCACCAUUGAUGGACGCGUGAUCCCGCUUCCCUGCAACGACAUCAUCAAGCCAGGGACAGUGAAGAGACUACGCGGGGAGGGGCUGCCCUUCCCCAAGGCCCCCAGCCAGCGAGGAGACUUGAUCGUGGAGUUCAAAAUCCGCUUCCCGGACAGAAUAGCUCCCCAGACAAGACAGAUCCUCAAGCAGCACCUCCCAUGCUCCUAGAGCCCAGGGACUUCCUCCAAAGCAGCAAUACUCCAAACGCAUGUGCCACAGCACCUGGCCUGCACAGAGCCAAGGUGUCACAGCACUUUUAAAUGCAAAAAAAGAGAAAAAAACAACCCCUCACACUCCUUUUCUCCCCCCAAAAAAACCCAUCUGACCCACCCCCUAUCCAUCCAUUCUUGGCCGGUUUUUUACUCCAACAACGGGGAGACUCCUGUCUGCCACAGCUCUCCCAACUGCCAAACCUUUUAUUUCUCCCCAGAGGUCCAUUUUUUUCUGCCUCGCAAGAGCGAGAGCCGUGGGCCCUUUGCCCGGGGAGGUGUGUCGUGUCGUGGGUUUUUUAUGUCACCUGCUUUUCAGGCCACUCUUCCCACAAGAAGCUGGACUUGUCGGGGUCCAGCGCUGUGUAAAUAGGACUCCGCAGGAUCUGGCAUCCCCGCUGCUGGUUUUUCUCUUUCCCUCUUUGAUACUUGCUGCUGUUUGGGGUCCUGGCUGUACCGCGGUGCCGAUCACUCCUGCCUGUGGUGGCCCCCCCAGUAGCCGGACAAUUUCUCUCCUUGGGGCCACGGUACCAAGUCCAACCGUGGUCCGCUCUCCUGUGCCAAGCCUACACCGAGCCUCGGCUGUGCCAAACAACAGAGCACGUGGGGAUGGUCCAUCCAGCCUCCUGCCCCUGCCCGGGGAUGUCCCCAGUGCCCGUGGGCAGCACUUGCCUGCACCUGCUGCCCGCAGGGCCCAGCCAGCAGGAGGAGGGGGGAAAGCCCAGGGUGGAGCUUUC